Messenger RNA from Drosophila hydei, 963 nucleotides. It is a transcript of the gene COX4L, whose product is annotated as cytochrome c oxidase subunit 4 isoform 1, mitochondrial. The record is from RefSeq and is a predicted model, not a curated record. The transcript has 2 exons. Bases 141 to 743 code for a protein of 200 amino acids. Gene Ontology annotation, biological process: mitochondrial electron transport, cytochrome c to oxygen. NCBI's taxonomy places the organism in Eukaryota, Metazoa, Arthropoda, Insecta, Diptera, Drosophilidae.
UCAGACAGUCAGAACGAUUUAUUUGCCCGGAGCUCAAGCUCAGGCAUCAUUACUCAGAAAAAAAAAAAUUUGGAAAAUAACUCAGGACAAACAAAUUGCCGAACAAAGUUCGAUUUGUAAACGAAUCCGGUAGCGCUUCCAUGAUGAAUUCGUUGCGGUGUGCUGGAUGCCGUUUGCCUGGGGCAGCUGCCGCUGUCGCAGCCGCUGCCGCUGCAGCCAAAACCGCUAGCCCCUCACACCUGGCAACUGCCGAUCUGCGGAUCUUUCGCCGUUUCACCCAUCACGACGGGACCCGGGCCAUGAGCGGCACACGCGAGAUCGUUGGCUAUGGCGUCAAUGGUAGUCCCAACUAUAUUGAUUGCGCGGACUUUCCGUUUCCGGCCAUACGCUAUCGCGAGGUAACAAGCGAGAUCUGUGCCAUGCGCGAAAAGGAGCUGGGCGACUGGAAGAAGCUCUCGCUGGAAGAGAAGAAGUCUUUGUAUCGCCAUAGCUUCUGUCAGACCUAUUCGGAGUUCCAAUACUUCACGCCCGAAUGGAAGCUGGCCGUGGCCCUCGGUCUGUGGUCUGUAGCCAUUGGGCUGAUUAUCACAUUACUAAGCAAUGCCAUGAUUUACGAUGAGUUGCCCAUUACCUACGACGAUGAGCAUCGUCAGGCACAAUUGCGCCGUAUUAUACAGUUGCAAAUGAAUCCUAUCACAGGAAUCUCCUCCAAAUGGGAUUAUAGCCAGAACAAGUGGAAGUAAUUCCUAGCCACAACAAAAAAAAACAUCUUGAAUGAAAUGCUGCUGCACAGUAACAUUACCUAUUACUCACACUAACACUCACACUAACACACACACACCCACAACCACACCAACACUCACACACACAUACAUGUUGAGCUUCAUUUAUACCUUCCAUAAUGAUCGUUUGUAAUUGAACAUAUAUUAAAUUUCAUGCCACAUGCAUGAUGAGCAUUGAAUA